Molecule: messenger RNA, 963 nt
Organism: Lepidothrix coronata (blue-crowned manakin)
Lineage: Eukaryota; Metazoa; Chordata; Aves; Passeriformes; Pipridae
Gene: TNMD
Product: tenomodulin
Exons: 7
Coding region: 1-963 (320 amino acids)
Biological process (GO): negative regulation of endothelial cell proliferation; negative regulation of angiogenesis
Source: RefSeq, a predicted model, not a curated record
AUGGGAGGGACGGCUCGGGAGAGCCCGGAGCACUGCCGCUUUCUGGACGCAGAAGCAGCCAAGCCGCGGAAGAAGAGCUGCCCCAGGUACCAGCUCUGUGGACUGCUCCUCGGCGUGCUGCUCCUUUCUCUUAUUCUGAUAUUUUUUGGUGUCAAAUACCUCUGGAACCCAACACCCAGAAAAGUCUAUGAUAUGGAACACACGUUCUUCAGCAAUGGUGAGAAGAAGAAGAUUGUGAUGGAGAUUGACCCCCUUACCAGGACAGAGACCUUCACCAGCGGGAAUGGCAGCGAGGAAAUCCUGGAGAUCCAUGACUUCAAAAAUGGAAUAACUGGCAUCUUCUUCGUGGGACUUCAAAAAUGUUUCAUCAAAACUCAGACUAAAGUCCUACCUGAGACGACAGAGGCCAAGAUCCCCGAGCUUGAGGGAGAAGAAAUCACCACCACCUACUUUGAGCAGUCUGUAGUCUGGGUGCCUGGGGAAAAGCCCAUUCAGAACAAGGAAUUCCUGAAGAGCUCCAAAAUUUUUGACAUCUGCAGAAAUGUGACCAUCUUCUGGAUCCACCCCACACCAAUAGCAGCUCCUGAGCUGGCCAACCUUGAAGGGGCAGAAGAAGAAGACCCUGAGCUGCUGAUAGACAACCAGAGCUGGCUGGAUGGGGGGAGCGAGCAUGAGGUGGAGAAGGAUGCACAGCUGGGGCCCAAGCGCCGGGCACGACAGCUCACUGAGGAGGACCUGCCCGUCAAUGACUAUUCAGAGAAUGGGCUGGAGUUCCAUCCCCUGUGGGACGAGCGAGGCUACUGCUGUGCCCAGUGCCGCCGUGCCAACCGCUACUGCCGGCGGGUCUGCGAGCCCCUCCUGGGCUACUACCCCUACCCCUACUGCUACCAGGGCGGGAGGGUCAUCUGCCGGAUCAUCAUGCCCUGCAACUGGUGGAUUGCGCGGAUGCUGGGCAGGGUGUAG